AUGAAGGAGAGAAGGAGAGAAGGAGGAGGAGAGAAGGAGGAGAGAAGGAGAGAAGGAGAUGAAGGAGAGAAGGAGAGAAGGGGAGAAGGAGAGAAGGAGGAGGAGAGAAGGAGGGAGAGAAGGAGAGGAGGAGAGAAGGAGAGAAGGGGAGAAGGAGAGAAGGAGGAGGAGAGAAGGAGGAGAGAAGGAGAGAAGGAGAUGAAGGAGAGAAGGAGAGAAGGAGAGAAGGAGAGAAGGAGAGAAGGAGAUGAAGGAGAGAAGGAGAGAAGGAGGGAGAGAAGGAGAGGAGGAGAGAAGGAGAUGAAGGAAAUAAGGAGAUAA
Xyrichtys novacula (pearly razorfish) is the source of this 321-nucleotide messenger RNA. Lineage: Eukaryota; Metazoa; Chordata; Actinopteri; Labriformes; Labridae. The record is from the annotation of a GenBank genome assembly.